Molecule: messenger RNA, 1238 nt
Organism: Ipomoea nil (Japanese morning glory)
Lineage: Eukaryota; Viridiplantae; Streptophyta; Magnoliopsida; Solanales; Convolvulaceae
Product: fructokinase-2
Exons: 4
Coding region: 105-1082 (325 amino acids)
Biological process (GO): fructose metabolic process
Cellular component (GO): cytosol
Molecular function (GO): fructokinase activity
Source: RefSeq, a predicted model, not a curated record
UCUCUAUCUCUCUCUACAUCUAUAUAUAUAUAUAUAUAUACGUGCUCCGUAUAUUUAUAUAUAUACACAUUUCUGUACGUAUAUAAUCUUUGUAUAUCGUCGUCAUGGCUGUGAACGGUGGAACUUGUUCAAAUUUGAUCGUCAGCUUCGGGGAGAUGCUGAUCGACUUCGUGCCGACAGUUUCCGGCGUGUCUCUGGCGGAGGCGCCCGGUUUCCUGAAGGCUCCGGGCGGUGCUCCGGCCAACGUGGCUAUAGCGGUUACGAGGCUGGGCGGGAAGGCCGCGUUCGUCGGGAAACUCGGCGACGACGAGUUCGGGCACAUGCUGGCCGGAAUCCUGAAGGAGAAUGGGGUACGCGCCGACGGGAUCAACUUCGACAAGGGCGCCAGGACGGCCCUGGCCUUCGUGACGCUACGCGCCGACGGGGAGCGCGAGUUCAUGUUCUACAGGAACCCCAGCGCCGAUAUGCUGUUGACCCCGGACGAGUUGAAUCUGGAGCUCAUUAGAUCUGCCAAGGUUUUCCACUACGGAUCAAUAAGCUUGAUUGUGGAGCCAUGCAGAUCAGCUCAUAUGAAGGCAAUGGAAGCUGCAAAAGACGCCGGAGCUUUGCUUUCCUAUGACCCCAACCUCAGGCUGCCAUUGUGGCCAUCCCCCGAGGAGGCACGUGAGCAGAUCAUGAGCAUAUGGGAUAAGGCAGAUGUGAUCAAGGUCAGUGACGUUGAGCUGGAAUUCCUUACUGGCUGUGACAAGAUUGAUGAUGAGUCCGCUUUGUCCCUGUGGCACCCCAACCUGAAACUCCUCCUCGUGACCCUUGGUGAGAAGGGUUGCAGAUAUUACACCAAGAGCUUCAAGGGAUCUGUUGAAGCUUUUCACGUCAAGACAGUUGACACAACGGGAGCUGGUGAUUCCUUUGUCGGUGCCCUUUUGUGCAAGAUUGUUGAUGACUGCUCCAUAAUUGAGGAUGAGGCGAGAUUGAAGGAAGUACUUCGAUUUGCAUGUGCUUGUGGAGCCAUCACAACUACCAAAAAAGGAGCAAUCCCUGCCCUUCCUUGCGAAGCAGAUGCCCUCGCUCUUCUCAACUGAACUUAAGCAUCAUGCCUUUCCAUUGAUUUUCUUACCAGCACUAGUUAUAUUAGGUUCUGUUCAUCUUUUCCAAAGUUUGGGAUUUUGUUUUCAUUUGCUUGUAAUGGAGGGAUUGCCCAAAGCAAUUAUUAAUAAACGAGUUUUGUGGUUUGUAAA